Molecule: messenger RNA, 3905 nt
Organism: Synchiropus splendidus (mandarinfish)
Lineage: Eukaryota; Metazoa; Chordata; Actinopteri; Syngnathiformes; Callionymidae
Product: G patch domain-containing protein 8
Exons: 4
Coding region: 339-3629 (1096 amino acids)
Cellular component (GO): nucleus
Source: RefSeq, a predicted model, not a curated record
CCGGUGGGGAGCGCGCGCGCACACACACACACACGCGCGCGCAGGCAGACAAGUGUGUCCGUGUGUGGAGGAGAGAGCAAUGUGAAGCCCCGCCACCGGAGCUGGAUCCCGAUCAUAACUACAGCAGUGUUGUGAAUGGAUUUACGGUCGAGGAAUUCAUUCGCGAGACGAGCGGUCAAUAGUCAGCGGAGAGAAGAGCAGGAUGAAAGCGGGGAGCUUCGGUUCCAGCCUGCGACAUCUCGGUGGCGAAGCGGAGUUUGGGAGCCUCCAUCACUAGGGGCCGAGCGGGAGCGCGGCUCUCUCAACGUGCCAGAUGCGGAAUCCGAGGUUUGGUGCGCAUGACUCCGCGCUUUUCUUCAACUCUCAGUCAGCGCCGCCUUCUCCGCGCUCAGACUCGUAAACCAGGAGCGAGUCGGAGCCCGCUCGGUCUCGGGAUGGCCUGUUAUUACCUGGUCAUCAGCUCCACGCACCUGAGGAACGGACACUUUCGUCGAGUCAAAGGGGUCUUCCGCGGACCCCUGUGUCCUGGAGCCGGCGACUCACCGGAGCAAGCGGAGAGGGCUGUGGAGGAUCUGAAGGCUCUGUACUACUGUGAGCUCUGUGACAAGCAGUACCUCAGACACCAGGAGUUUGACAACCACAUCAACUCCUACGACCACGCACACAAGCAGAGGCUGAAAGAGCUCAAGCAGAGGGAGUUUGCUCGUAACGUGGCCUCGAAGACAUGGAAGGAGCAGCGCAAACAAGAGAAAGCUCUCCGACGUCUGCACCAGCAAGCGAGUCAUCGAGUUGCAGAGAGGAAUUGUGGAGUCAGAAGUGCCGUCAGAGUGGUGAACAAGCCGCCGACCGAACGCAGAGAGCGCGGCCCCGAGGACAGAGGCACAUCUUCUGCUGCACAAGCUCUGGCUCGCUGUGGAUCUCCGACCCAGCUGGCCACUUCACGAGAGCCCAGCACGUUUCCAGCGUCCCACGAGGCCAAACCGCCAUCCCAUCAGGCCCAGCGCGGGAGAGUGGGGGGCAGGCUCGGCGUGUCCUUCUGCUUCUCCCGCAAAGGGCCAAGACUGGAGCCUUCAGCUUCAGUCUUCUCUGACCACGAAGAAGAAGAAAGAGAAAAAAGGGAACAAAUUAGAGAGAGGAUAAAGAAAAUAAUCAAAGAUAUAGACAGAGAGAUCAAGGAAAGCAACCAUGGACGGAAGUACACUGAGUGUAAGCUCAUGGAAGACGGCGUCCAUGGUGACCACACCCCGAUGUCCACGGAGGAUGUGAACAGAACAGAAGACUCGAUUUCUGUUCCAUCUGAAUGGGCCUCAGCUGAGGAGCCUAUGCGUGUGCUCGGGAAGGAUGGCGCGACUCGGUUGAGUUGGCCCGUCGGCUUACUGAAGUUCACCAAGUCCGAGCCGCGCAUCUCCUACAGCUGCAACCCAAAACUGGCUCCCACAGGGCUGCUGGAUGCUUCAUCAGAUGAACAGCUUUCAUGUGUGCUGGACACUUUUCAAGAGGAGGCAGGACUCAAGGCAGGUGGGAGUGAUGCACAGGUACAAGCAGAUGUUGAUGCGAAAGCAGAAGCACAGCUGUCCGGUGACAACACGGUGCUAACGUCACCAGACGGAGACACACCAAGUACAGUGAGGUCGGUCUCCCGUUCGAACUUCUGGUCUCCUCAAGAGGGAAGAUUAGGGGGUCCAAGGGGGAUCAGGGCGAGAGUGAGCAGUAAAUUACAGCCUGUCACCAAGGCUAGCACGCCGAGUGCUUGCUGCAUCAGGUGUGAAAGUGAGGCGGCAGGUCGGAGCGCAUCGAAGGCUGAUUCAGAAACAGCCCGCUUGUGGAGGAAAAUCAAGACAAAUACACCAGGGAAGAAAAAGUGGGACAGAAAGAAACACCACAAGUCAAACAAGAAGAAGAAGAAAAUGAAGUCCUCGGGAUGCAAACUCAGAAGCGUAGUCAUGAGCGUCUCCACCGGCAGGGACAGAAGAUCGGUUGUGGAAAGAUGCUGGGAGAGCAAAGGCAGCAACACUGCAGGAAGGAGGGAAGCGCUUGGAGGGUGCUGCUGCCUCCUGGGGAGGUGUUCUGUCUUGGUCAGAAAAAGGGGGCCUCACCGAAGCCUUCCUCCGGGACCAGCCUCACUCAGCAGGACCCCUGCAGACGGACGGGUCCAGGGGAAGAGGGCCUUUCCCUGGCCAGGCAGCAAAAACCUGCUUUGGGAAAAGGGUCACCAUAGCAACCCCAGGAGUUUCAGUGACUGCAGUUACCCUGACGACAGCUGUAAUGGCUGCCCUGCAAGAAAGAGGAAACUCCUCCACAGGGAAAACGGACAGAAAAACAGAGGUCAAACAGGUAGUCGGGCCCUGGUGUCAGAGGCAGAGAGAGGGAACAGUCUGAGCAGCACGGAGGCCGAGGGCAGCUCUGCGAAGGAGGGUUCAAGACAUGGAAGCUGGGUGAGUAGCCCUAGUCCGAGCAGGAGGCGCAGGAGUGGUAGACCCCUCGAAGAAUGGGACGGGUGCAGCUUGGAGAGAUGGACUUGGGGCAGCGCGGACAGCUGGGACGACAGGAGAAAGAGCAGCCUUCAGGGCGAAGGCGACAGAAGUGGUCUAAGCUGCACACGCGGGGCUUCAGACAACACACAGCAUCAUCGCUCACCAGGUCCGCAGUGGUGGAUGGGGCACACCGGCGUGCAUCGCAGCCCCAUGAGCAGUCCCAGCAUGUCGGAGAUGAGCCUGGAGUGGAGCAGAAGCAGCACUAGCUCGGGAUGCACGGCCAACAGGAAGCUCUCCGUCCCAGGCAGAACGUGCCUGGCCGAGGAACUCGGGCGGAACAGCACGCCCGAUGGCUGCAGUCCCUCAAAGCAUCAUGUGACUGAUAUGUCUCCCACUGCGCAACCGGUGCCACAGAAGACAACGAAGACGUGGCCCCUCCCGAUCAUUGGUAAACGACCAGCAAUCCAGAAGAAGGAGAGGAAGAGGAGAAAGCUGCUGGAGAACAGUGAGGAGACGGCGAGCACUGCCGUCGUGGAGAGUCAGAACUCCUGUCCAGAAGAAGUUCCAGCUGCUGACAGGCAGAGCAGGGAAGAGGCGGCCCAGCCCAUCAGCUUCUCAGUGGAGGAGAUAGACAAGUACCGCCAGCUGCAAGAAGAGGCCAGAAAGCACAUGCAGAAGGUCCUGGAACAGACUCCAGCGUGUGCACACAAGGACAUGACACACAGCCCCAGAACUGAGAGCUACAGCAUCUCUGCUGACACGCGUCACCUGGACGCCGUGCAGGCGGGCCUGGCGCAGCAGGCCGGCAGCCCCAACACGUCUCCUGCGUUGUCAAACCUCCAUCACGUUGUGGUUCACACCAUCCCGUCCUCCCGCUCCUGCUCCACCACAGCAUCCCCGCCCGCUGUGGCCCUCUCCCACUCUGUACUGUCACCCAUUCACCCGUCUCUAACUCACUACCUUCACUUGUCUCCCUUGUCCAUUUCUGCCCUGCUGCCCUCCGUGUUUCUGUCUCAGCAUCCCGUCCAUGUCCUUCGGCCAUGUACGGCCUACACCCCUCUUGAUCCUUUCUCAGCAGUGGCGGUGCAGGCCUUGAACUCUCGACCUCUUGUGGACAGAGCGUGGCCAGUGCGGUUUCAACAGAAGGCAAUAUGAGCUGCUUUGAAGUUUCUGUUCGUUUGACCUUCCAGACACAAGCACUUGUUGUGCGUAGCAUAAAGCAGCCUUUGAUCAUUUCGACCCGCUCGCAAAGUGCAAAGGUGCAGCUGCGGGUUUGUUCAACCCACGCAGUUUGACGCGGCCUUCAGUCUCAGAGGUGUUUGUCCAGAGUCACAUAGAUUACAGUUCAGGGACACAGCAGAUCAGUGGCACAAAUGACAGGACCUUUUUAAAAAAUGUCCAUAUUUCCGUUACGCCAAAUGACAGAAUAAA